Molecule: messenger RNA, 1341 nt
Organism: Ochlerotatus camptorhynchus
Lineage: Eukaryota; Metazoa; Arthropoda; Insecta; Diptera; Culicidae
Product: amyloid protein-binding protein 2-like
Exons: 1
Coding region: 1-1341 (446 amino acids)
Biological process (GO): intracellular protein transport; proteasome-mediated ubiquitin-dependent protein catabolic process
Cellular component (GO): Cul2-RING ubiquitin ligase complex
Molecular function (GO): ubiquitin-like ligase-substrate adaptor activity; protein binding
Source: RefSeq, a predicted model, not a curated record
AUGCUCCCGGAUAUCUUCAACGUGAUCAACAAAGCUCGCUUCAGUGGAAUCAACAAUGUUCCGAAAGUGGUUCCCACUCUGUACCAGCGGAGUGUGAAAGUUUUCGUCAGCGAAUUGAACCGCAUUGGAAAGCCUGGCGAGAAAAUCGCCGAGCUGCAUGACCUCCCUGCCGUGGCAUUGAGCAGUAUUCUGCAAGAAAUGUCCCUCUAUCCUUCAUUGAGACGGUCGCUGCACCAGGAGCUAUCGGAUCCGGUUCUGUUCAUGCGGAUGUUCUCUCAUGGAGUCACGGAUAGGCUGGUGUUGGAAAACUGCUUACGAAAAGCGAGUCUAAUCGGGAAGCCGGUUUUGCCAGAUCUGGCGACGAACUACUGCCGAAUGGUGAACGGUCAGGAUUUGGACGAGAAUUCGCCGCGAUUCGAGAGAAGAAUCAUGGAAGCGAUGAAGCUUGGUAAUUAUCUGCACGAAGCUGGAUGGUGUCAACAAAGCAUGGAGGUUUUCAACAUAACAUUACGAUUGAUCUCACAUGUGAAGGAUGUCCGUUUACACAAAAUGUUGGUACUUGAUUGUACGCAGAAAUUGCUGCGAUCGGAAGGAAGUGCUUUGCUCACGGCAGAAGCUGAUGAAACAUGCCAGAGCUUGCUCUCGAUGACCGAAGACGAUACUGACAGCGAAAUCCUCCUCAAGAUUUAUCUGGAAGUGGCCAAUCACCAUUUCAAGGCCCGUCGAGUCGAUGAAAGUCAUUGUUGGAAUUCAAAAGCCAUGCAGCUGAUCAACGAAUCUACCGCACCAGAAACCGUCAUCGAAGUUCUUCAACUUGAAGCGUUGUACUGCUUUCAGACUAAGCACUACGAUAGUGGUACUUUGAUAUCCAGUCAAGCCAUUCAUCGGGCUAGACAUACCUUUGGACACCUGCACCGGCGUUAUGCAGAUACUCUUUAUACCUAUGGUGUCUGCCUGCUGAAAAUGAAUGCCAUUUCCGAUGCCAUUCCAAUUCUGCUGGAAAUGCUGGACAUCAUCACCAAGCUGUAUGGCAAGUACACGCCACACGUUGCGAUCAUCCAGAGCUACUUGGCGUACGGAUUCUAUCAUCGUUCGCAAACGACGGGAAGGUUCGAUAUGGCGUACGAUCACAUCCAGAAGGCCAUUAUGCUGGCCAAGCAAAUCAUGCCGGAGCGCCGGAAGAUCAUCGAACAUUUUGCCGAGGUCCGAAACAUGAUACUGAAGGGACGGGAUGACGUUCUGGUGGCUGUCGGUGAGAUCAGGGCGACACGGUUGAGCGACUUUCAGGUUCUUACCAUUCAGGAGAUCAAGGAUAAGUGUGCGCAGGUGGAUGCUGAGUGA